Messenger RNA from Naumovozyma dairenensis CBS 421, 2850 nucleotides. RefSeq names its product rRNA-processing protein UTP21 (gene UTP21). NCBI's taxonomy places the organism in Eukaryota, Fungi, Ascomycota, Saccharomycetes, Saccharomycetales, Saccharomycetaceae. The record is from RefSeq and is a predicted model, not a curated record. The transcript has a single exon. Bases 1 to 2850 code for a protein of 949 amino acids. Gene Ontology annotation, molecular function: protein binding. Gene Ontology annotation, cellular component: small-subunit processome; Pwp2p-containing subcomplex of 90S preribosome. Gene Ontology annotation, biological process: rRNA processing.
AUGACCCAAAUUGUUAAAAAAAGAAAAACCAUCGACAGUGAUGUUGUCACUGCCAAACAGGCAUCCAAAGUCUUCUCACCAUUUAGAAUCGUUGGUAAUGUCAGCAAUGGUGUCCCAUUCGCCGUAGGUACUUUAGGAUCCACAUUCUAUAUUGUUACUAGUAUUGGUAAAUCUUUUCAAAUAUAUGAUGCCAACAAUUUACAUCUUUUAUUCAUCUCUGAAAAGGAAACUGAAUCUCCCAUCACUACAUUAGCGACACAUUUCCAUCAUGUAUUUGUCGGGUUCGAUAAUAAAGUCGGAAUCUACAAACGUGGUAUUCAAGAACAUUUAAUUGCACUAGAAGAUACUAAAGCCCAUGUCAAGCAAAUCUGUGUCUUUGGUGAAUAUUUAUGUAUCGGAACAGACGACAAUUCCAUUUUCAUUUACAAAAAGAAAUUAUCUCAAGACAAAUAUGCAACAGACUUCUAUACCAAACUAUCAAUCACACCAUUACAAGGUGGACCAAUGAUCUCAAUCCAUCAUUUAGCCACAUACCUAAACAAGAUUGUGGUGGUCACCAAGAACAACGUCUUACUUUUCAACAUUCGUACGGGGAAACUAUUAUAUUCCUCUCCUGAGUUCCCUGACCAAAUCACUGCAGCAGAACCUGCCCCUGCAUUAGAUAUUAUCGCUCUAGGUACAAUCACAGGGGACAUAAUCAUGUUCAAUAUGAAGAAGGGUAAAAAAAUCCGUACCAUAAAGAUGCCAAAUUUGAAAAUCUCCACCAUCUCAUUCAGAACAGACGGAUCCCCUCAUAUAUGUAUUGGUACUCAUUCAGGAGACCUAGUAUUUUAUGACCUGAAUCGUCGUUCUCGUAUCCAUGUUCUGAAAAACAUUCAUAGAGAAAGUUUCGGUGGUGUAACUAAAUCCACAUUCUUGAACGGUCAACCCAUUCUCGUAACUUCAGGUGGUGAUAAUUCAUUGAAAGAGUAUGUGUUUGAUCCAUCAUUAUCCACCACUACAAAUGAUAUAGACGGAGGAGAGAAUGUGGUGCAACCUCCAAGAUUCUUACGUUCUAGAGGUGGUCACUCUCAACCUCCUAGUGCGAUCACGUUUGCUGAUGAUGAAUCUCAUUUCUUGUUGUCUGCUUCUAGAGAUAAAUCAUUAUGGGGGUUUUCUUUAAGGAAAGAUGCACAAUCUCAAGAAUUAUCACAAAGGGUUCAUAAGAAACAAGAUGGUGGGAGAGUUGCUGGUAGUACAAUUAAAGAGAAAUUCCCUGAAAUUAUUUCUAUGGCAAUUGAAAAUGCUAGGAUUGGUGAUUGGGAAAAUAUCGUGACUGCUCAUAAAGAUGAAAAAUUUGCCAGAACUUGGGAUAUGCGUAAUAAAAGAGUUGGGAGAUGGAGUUUGAAAUUGACAGAUGAUGGUGUUGUGAAAUCAGUUGCUUUGUCACAAUGUGGUAAUUUUGCCUUUGUGGGGUCAUCAAAUGGUGGUAUUCAUGUGUAUAAUAUGCAAAGUGGUAUUUUACGUAAGAAAUAUAAAUUGCAUAAGAAGGCAGUUACAGGAAUUGCAUUAGAUGGUAUGAAUCGUAAGAUGGUUUCAUGUGGUCUUGAUGGUCUUGUUGGGUUUUAUGAUUUCAAUAAAUCUACUUUGCUAGGUAGAUUACAAUUAGAUGCACCAAUCACAUCUAUGGUUUAUCAUCGUUCAUCAGAUUUAUUUGCCCUAGCGUUAGAUGAUUUAUCAAUUAUUGUCAUUGAUGCGAUGACUCAAAGGGUUGUUCGUCAAUUAUGGGGUCAUAGUAAUAGAAUUACAUCAUUAGAUUUUUCACCAGAUGGUCGUUGGAUUGUUUCUGCUUCAUUAGAUUCUACGAUUAGAACAUGGGAUUUACCAACAGGUGGAUGUAUUGAUGGUAUUAAAUUAGAUAAUGUUGCAACGAAUUUGAAAUUUUCACCACAUGGUGAUAUGUUAGCUACAACACAUGUAUUGGGGAAUGGUAUUUGUAUAUGGACUAAUAGAGCUCAAUUUAAAGCUAUUUCGACAAGAAGUAUCAAUGAAGAAGAAUUUGAAAAACUAUUAUUACCAAAUGGGUCACUUUCUGGGAAUGAAACAUUGUUAAGUGGGGCCUUUGAUGAUUCUAUUCAAGAGGAAGACUCUGGCAUGGAUUUGAAUAUGUAUAGUUCAUUGGAACAAAUUAAUGAAUCGUUAUUAACGUUAUCUAUGGGUCCAAGAAACAAGAUGAAGACACUAUUAAACCUGGACGUUAUUAGAGAAAGAUCUAAACCCAAGGAAGCUGUAAAGAAACCAGAAAAGGCUCCAUUUUUCCUUCAAUUAUCAGGUGAAAAGGUAGGUGAUGAAGCAAGUGGUAGAGAAGGUGUUAGCAUUGAGGAGACUCCAGAAAAAAUUGCGCAACGUGAAAUGGCGAAUAAUAAAAUAAUUGAUGCUGAAGAACAAUUAAAUAAAUUCAAACCUACAAAGGGGCAUGCUGUAUUUGAAUCUAAAUUUACCAAAUUAUUGAGAGAAGGUCAUGAAAUUGAUAACUAUGAAUUAUUCUUAAACAAUUUGGUUACUUUAUCACCUGGUACCAUUGAUUUAGAAAUUAGAUCAAUCAAUGCCUUUGAACCGUUUGAUGAAAUUGUUUGGUUUAUUGAAUCGUUAACACAAGGUUUGAAAAGUAAUAAGAAUUUUGAAUUAUAUGAAGCAUUUAUGAGUUUAUUAUUUAAAGCACAUGGCGAUGUCAUUCAUAGUAACAAUCGUGAUGUUGGUAUCAAUGAAGCAUUAAAGAAAUGGGAAGAGGUGCAUAAACAAGAUGAUGACAAAUUAGAAGAGUUGGUUAAAUUCUGUUCAGGUGUCAUUAGUUUUGUAUCGACGGCAUGA